AUGGGGUACCUGGACAACCAAAACGAGUCCCAGCCAGAGUGCUGGCGUGGGCCCCGGAGCAGGAAGGCUGUGCGCAGGUUCUCCUCCCUGUUCCUGCGAGGGGAUGGCAGCCAGCACCUCGACAGCCCAACCAAGCUCAGCAGCUGCUCCUCCCUGCGAUGUGGCCCUUGUUUAAGGAUAGCCCCAGCUUUCAAUGCUCUGAGUAACAAAUACCCCCAGGCAACUUUUUUGGAAGUAGAUGUACAUCAAUGCCAGGGAACAGCAGCUACCAAUAAUAUAUCAGCAACACCAACAUUUCUGUUUUUCCGAAACAAAGUGCGAAUUGACCAAUAUCAAGGAGCAGAUGCUGUAGGUUUAGAAGAAAAAAUUAAACAGCACCUGGAGAAUGAUCCUGGAAACAGUGAAGAUACAGAUAUCCCAAAAGGAUAUAUGGAUUUAAUGCCAUUUAUCAAUAAAGCCGGCUGUGAAUGUCUUAAUGAGAGUGAUGAGCACGGAUUUGACAAUUGUUUACGUAAAGACUCUACCUACUUGGAAUCAGACUGUGAUGAGCAGCUGCUUAUUACUGUAGCUUUUAGUCAGCCUGUCAAACUUUAUUCUAUGAAACUUCAGGGGCCAGAUAAUGGGCAAGGUCCAAAGUACAUAAAAAUCUUUAUCAACCUGCCUCGAUCUAUGGAUUUUGAAGAAGCAGAAAGAAGUGAACCAACUCAAGCCCUGGAGCUGACACCAGAUGAUAUUAAAGAAGAUGGCAUUGUCCAGCUUCGCUAUGUAAAAUUUCAGAAUGUUAACAGUGUAACUUUGUUCGUCCAAUCCAAUCACGGAGAUGAAGAGACAACAAGAAUUACCUAUUUCACGUUUAUUGGAACUCCAGUCCAAGCAACAAAUAUGAAUGACUUCAAGCGAGUAGUUGGCAAAAAAGGAGAGAGCCACUAGGAUGCAAAAGACACUGGAAGGCCUUAUCGCAAUCAGAGAUCUUCACUUUUACCUACAACUCCUGGAUAAUUGCUUGACCAUAACUAGAGACUGUCAAUCUGUUUCAUUUAAUGCCAUUACCAAUAAAUCAUUGCUUU
Molecule: messenger RNA, 1067 nt
Organism: Opisthocomus hoazin
Lineage: Eukaryota; Metazoa; Chordata; Aves; Opisthocomiformes; Opisthocomidae
Source: RefSeq, a predicted model, not a curated record